CACACGCGGUGCGCCAUCUACAGCGACCGCUUCAUCCCCAGCAGCACCGGAUCCAACCUCGCGCUCUUCGACCUCGCCCCGGCCCCCUCCUCCUCUGCCUCCGGAUCUGCCGCUCCCCCCUCACCCUACUGCGCGCUCCUCCGUGCGGCGCUCUUCGGGCCCGACACGCCCGACCACCUCGCCUCCUCCGCCGGGGCCUCCUCCUCCUCCGCGGCCUCCCCCGUCGGCUACUGCUUCUGCCAGGUGCUGGAUGUGCCCGCAUUGCAGGACGACUUCUACCUCAACCUCGUGGAUUGGUCUUCGCACAAUGUCCUCUCGGUCGGAUUGGGGAAUUGCGUCUACCUGUGGAAUGCAUGCAGCAGCAAGGUCACCAAGCUCUGCGAUUUGGGGGCGGACGACACCGUUUGUUCCGUGAGUUGGGCGCAGCGUGGCACCCACCUGGCUGUAGGGACUAACCAAGGCACCGUCCAGAUAUGGGAUGCAACACGCUGUAAAAGAAUGAGAACCAUGGAAAGCCAUCGCAUGCGAGUAGGUGCUCUUGCAUGGAACUCUUCAUUGCUUUCUUCUGGCAGUCGUGACAAGAACAUCCUUCAUCAUGAUCUACACGGCCUUCUUGCAUCUGGUGGUGGAACUGCAGAUAGGUGCAUAAGAUUUUGGAAUACGACCACAAAUACACACUUGAGUUCCAUGGAUACAGGGAGUCAGGUCUGUAAUCUUGUGUGGUCAAAGAAUGUGAAUGAGCUUGUUAGCACACACGGAUACUCCCAGAAUCAGAUAAUAGUGUGGCGGUAUCCAACGAUGUCAAAGCUUGCCACGUUGACAGGACAUACAUUCAGAGUAUUAUAUUUAGCCAUCUCCCCUGAUGGACAGACAAUUUUUACUGGUGCUGGUGACGAGACGCUCCGGUUUUGGAACGUGUUUCCGUCUCCCAAGUCCCAGAGUUCUGACAGCUUAAGUAGCAUUGGAGCGACAUCAUUUGUUAGGAGCUACAUCCGGUGACUCGACGAAAUCGAGCUUAUAAGUUAUUGCGGCAAGUGCUGAUCGUCAUCAGCACCAUUCAAUUCCCACACGACCUCCUUCUGUCCAUCUGCCGCCGAAGCCAGCACCAUUUUAGAGAUUGCACGGCAGGGGAUGAUUGACUGGCUGGCUAGCGCGGAUCCGAUCCCCUCUCCCGCGCUGGAAGCGGCACAUAUCUAUUGUUGUUUAGCGGGAAAUUCCUCUUGUUUUAGCAACUGAGAAAUCUGUUGGCAUGUCGAUUAUGCGCUUGACUGAUGAUAUACAAGCUGUAGCUCUAUUCAGAACAUCAUGAAAUUCAGAACUGGACCUCGUUGGCCUGUGUCAAGGCAUGUGGAGGAAUUCAGAAUUUGGCCA
This is a messenger RNA of Triticum aestivum (bread wheat), 1371 nucleotides long. Its product is annotated as protein FIZZY-RELATED 1. Gene Ontology annotation, cellular component: anaphase-promoting complex. The annotation marks the transcript as partial. Gene Ontology annotation, biological process: anaphase-promoting complex-dependent catabolic process; positive regulation of anaphase-promoting complex-dependent catabolic process; positive regulation of ubiquitin protein ligase activity. The transcript is spliced from 7 exons. The record is from RefSeq and is a predicted model, not a curated record. Lineage: Eukaryota; Viridiplantae; Streptophyta; Magnoliopsida; Poales; Poaceae. Gene Ontology annotation, molecular function: ubiquitin ligase activator activity; protein binding; anaphase-promoting complex binding.